Molecule: messenger RNA, 1185 nt
Organism: Acanthosepion pharaonis
Lineage: Eukaryota; Metazoa; Mollusca; Cephalopoda; Sepiida; Sepiidae
Source: the annotation of a GenBank genome assembly
AUGCGAAAAAUAUUGGAUAUUUUCCUUUUCAAUUUCGUUCGUUCGUUUUCUUCUUCUUCUUCUUCUUCUUCUUCUUCUUCUUCUUCUUCUUCUUCUCUCCACUGCCAUUCGAAUCCACCUCUUAAUAUCAUCAAAUCAAAACAUGGUUGCUCGUCCCUGGCGUCGCUUGCCCUCCACUGGCCCCAGCAGAAUGUUAUCGAAGCCGCCUCGCUGCAUAAUAUGCCCAAACGCACUUUGGACGCGACUCCUUUGUCAUCGUCUUUGCAGUUUCAAAUUUCUCUUUUACUUUCUCUUCUUUUAAUUCCUGCGUCCCAAAUUCUUCUUUUCACCUCUCUUUUCACGUCUCUCUUAUCACCUCUCUCUUACCACCUCUCUCUCUUUUCACCUCUCUCUUAUCACCUCUCUCUUACCACCUCUCUCUUUUCCCCUCUCUCUUACCACCUCUCUCUUUUCCCCUCUCUCUUAUCACCGCUCACUUACCACCUCUCUCUUUUCACCUCUCUCUUACCACCUCUCUCUUUUCACCUCUCUCUUAUCACCUCUCUCUUACCACCUCUCUCUUUUCACCUCUCUCUUACCACCUCUCUCUUUUCACCUCUCUCUUAUCACCUCUCUCUCUUACCACCUCUCUUUUCACCCUCUCUCACCUCUUUUCUCCUCUCUCUACCACCUCUCUCUUUUCACCCUCUUUCUUUUCACCUCUCUCUCUCUCUUAUCACCUCCUCUCUCUCUCUUACCACCUCUCUCUCUCUCUUUUUCACACCUCUCUCUUAUCACCUCUCUCUUACCACCUCUCUCUUUCCCCUCUCUCUUACCACCUCUCUCUUUUUCCCUCUCUCUCUUACCACCACCUCUCUCUUUUCCUCUUACCACCUCUCUCUUUUCACUCUUUCACCUCUCUCUUAUCACCUCUCUCUUUUAUCACCUCUCUCUCUUACCACCUCUCUCUUUUCACCCCUUUUCACCUCUCUUACCACCUCUCUUUUCACCUCCUCUCUUACCUCUCUCUCUCUCUUUUCACCUCUCUCUUACCACCUCUUUCUUUUCACCUCUCUCUUAUCACCUCUCUCUUACCACCUCUCUCUUUUCACCUCUCUCUUAUCACCUCUCUCUUACCACCUCUCUCUUUUCAUCUCUCUCUUAUCACCUCUCUCUUACCACCCCUCUCCUUUCGCCACUCUUUAA